UUCAAUUGAUACCCUUUGAUGAGUCGUCAGGCAACCCGGGUAACACUUUCAAUGGGUCUGGGGCAGUGCCGCAAUUCGGAAGGUCGGUAACAUUUGAACAACAAUCCGAAGGAACCUCGGGAACAAAAUGGCAAAACAACGUGAAAACCAUUCCAAUGGACGUUGACGACGCGACACAGUACCCUUCGCCGAAGAUACAGAUUUUUUCUAACAAGAAUGAAAAUUUCACACCACGACGAGCGACACGCAAAGUUCGCGACUGUCGAAAGCAAGCAAGUGAACCUUCGACGGCACUCAAAUUUAAACUAAAUGCUGGCGCGUCAAUUUUCUUUGGGGUAUCACAACAGCAGGGUUGGGAGACCGGAGGACGUCGUUCGGAGCAAGCUGCAAUAAAUACACAUGCUGAUAUGGAAGAUGCAUACUAUGUGCCUUUCAUGGCCAAUGAAAAAGUACAUUAUCCUUCUGAUACGCCUUAUACCCUCUUCGUAUUAGCUGAUGGACACGGGGGUUCGAAUGCAUCUAGACAUUUUUGUCGAAUGGUUCCAGAAGCGGUGCAAGAGGUAUUAUGUUCCCGUUCUUCAUGGUCAUUUAGGGAAGCAGAUGAUCAACAAUUAUUUCGCGAAAAAAUACGUGAAAUGUACAAGAAACUUGAUAAAGAUUAUUUAGAUUCGCAGAUGCGUAAAUUUUCCGAAUGGACAAAUAACGGACAUCCGGAACCAAUGCCGUCAGAUCAAGGUUCAACUUUGCUUAUUGUUAUCCUGUAUGAUGGUGUAGUUAUCAUUUGCAAUCUUGGAGAUUCGAAGACUGCCAUAUGCAAGAGAGUUCCUUCGAAAACGCCUGGUAAAGUUCCUCUCGAAUUGGCUUAUCAGUCUACAAUUCAAUCUCCAGGUCAUCCAAGCAAAGCAUACCAUGUAUACAGUAACGGAGGUAUAUUUCGCCGUGAAGAAAAUGAAAAAAUUAUCAAGCCCAAAAUUAAUCCACCGACAUAUCCAAAUGAUUCACCCACAUCAUCUCAGCUAAAAAUGUAUUCUAGUCUACAGAAAGCUCGUAUCUACAGGCCUCCAGAUUUUCAAAAUCCUUUUGGAUUAUCAAAUGAUCUUUCUCUCAAUCUUGGCGAUACGAUGGGUGAUCUGUUUUUCAAGCUUGACCCACCAUUAUUUCCGUGCGAAGCAGACGUAGACUUUUUGAUCAUGGAGCCCGGAGUGGAUUACAUCGGGGUCAUUGCCCCUGAUGGAUUGUGGGAUCAUAUGAAUGUUAAGAUGCCGGAAUUUGUACGAAAACUUGCUAGAUACUUAGGACUAUUAAAAAGUUGCGAAGAUUCGAAUUACACGACUAGUGUAUCUUCUGAAGAAGGUAGUGAUAAUAUUAUGGAACAACCACCAAGAAGAUACAAUAUUGUUUCUUCGAGUUCCGAUUCGCCUCAGAACAUGUUGACCGGAGAACAACUUCACGAUCUUGCUGGAGCGUUAUGUGAUAGAACUAGAGAUAGUUUGGACAUAUUUGAAAAAGAUCAGGGACGUUAUGAUGAUUGUACA
Acaulospora morrowiae is the source of this 1535-nucleotide messenger RNA. The record is from the annotation of a GenBank genome assembly. NCBI's taxonomy places the organism in Eukaryota, Fungi, Glomeromycota, Glomeromycetes, Diversisporales, Acaulosporaceae.